Anthonomus grandis grandis is the source of this 8873-nucleotide messenger RNA. RefSeq lists its product as uncharacterized. The record is from RefSeq and is a predicted model, not a curated record. NCBI's taxonomy places the organism in Eukaryota, Metazoa, Arthropoda, Insecta, Coleoptera, Curculionidae. The transcript is spliced from 2 exons. Bases 6289 to 7326 code for a protein of 345 amino acids.
GUGUUGCUUGUAUUGUAACAUAACGUGCAUGUUUAAAUCGCAAAAUUUUAUGUGGAAAGAGUCAUAAAGUAAUAUUCUAAGCGAUAUUUAAUCAUUUCAUUAAAUAAAUAAAUGUUUUAAGCAUUUUUAAAAAAUUUAUACAUUUGAUUCUUAAAAUUUGACUACAUGCGCCCACGUACUAUUUUGUUAGACGCCUGACCUCAGUCACGGCCACUCAAGCGUGAAAAGUUGCACAGGUCCGGUCCAGGCACAGUCCAAAUUCUAAAUUCUUUACUUUCAUAAACGUGUAAAAAGCAUAACCGGCAAAGCACAUCAAAUAAUAGCCUCACAUGACCAACAACUAUUUUAAAGGCGAUAGACCCAUCUUUAAAGAUUUCUUUACACGUCGAAAGUAAUACUGUUACAGUUUAUUUUCGUCAGAUACAUAAAGAAUAAGAAAAUAAAAUGAAUCUAAAAUGUUAGCGAAAGCAUAGCUCGAUUAUAGAACUUUAAGAGGCAAUUUCUAAGUUAUUCUGGUGCUAAAAUUAAUAAAAUAAACAGUUAUCAUUUCAGUAUUAAUUCUAUUUUUGAUAUCAAUAAUUUUCAACCCUUAUGAUGAAACUCAAAUUAUUAAUCAUAACAUUAUUUUUUUUUAAUUGUUUUGAUUUCACUAAUGUCAGAAGUCAUAUCCUAGCCAAUAAGAUCCUAGCUCAUUCUUCUAUAUCCCUACUAAAACCAUUUCUGGCGCGAAAAUCUUUGACCUCUAGGAGUCUUGAAGAACAAGCCUUUGAAGAAGGUUGUUUCUUGGUAUUUUUGCCAAUAUUACUCCAAUGAAAAGUUGAAAACUCACCUUUUGGGUAUUUUAGUUUGUGGAUUCUAAAUGCCAUACUGCAAUAGUGCAGGAUUAUAAGUGGUGUAGUUAAAUCCCAACUUUUUCAAGGUUCUUUGUUUAAGUGUCCAGUUUUGUAUUCCCGAGAAAAGGCCAAUUCCAUUGGUAAGUCCUAAUAUUUUCAUUUGGCAUCUUGGUUUAUGAUAAUCUACAUAUUACACAUGUAAUUUUAUAUAAGUAGACUCACGCAUACCGUUAAGUUUAACCAUCAAUGCUUAUAUCUACUUACUCUAUUGGCGAUUACUCAAUCUGGGUAUUCUUCCACUUUCAGGCUUUUUUUUUUAUCUCCCGGUAUGGUCUUUAUCCACUAUUAUAAGAAGUAGAAAUCUCCACUCAUCUACUCCAAUAACGUCCACAACAUCUACAUUGACAUUCACUGUUAAACCGAUCCACCCAGGUCCCCCAUCGCAAUCAUGCAGCCCUUUUGGAGCCAGGUUUGAUCAAUGUUUGUGACGUAUAGUGAACCAUGCAGUCAGUAAAACAACCUAACCAGUAAACCAAAGUCCUAUCAACAUUCAUUAGCUUUACUGUAGUAUAUUAGACUAAAUACUAACCUCAAAAUUACAUUGUUAUCACUCUCAUUAUUAGAUUUUACUACCACACCGUUGUUUUGAAUAGUUUCAUAAUAACUAGGUGCAUAUUAGUUAUUUUAUUGAAAUAGACCGUAUAGAUCUUGUAAACUGGAUAAAUAGGCCUAUUUCGAAAGUACUCACGCGAACUUUUAGCCCCAAACAACAUAAUAUAAGAUUUUAGUCUUGAUAAUAAAUAUAGUGUCUAAUAUUUAAGAAGGGCAACAUAACUUGUUUUUAAAAUAAUAUGUUUGAUUAUUAACUUUUCUUUUAAUAUAGAUUUACUUAAAACUGUCUGUUCUUCCUUGUGAGAUUUUCUUUCAGGUUUAUAGGUAUAGUGCUUUUAGUAAUUUCCUGUUUUCUUGAUCAUCGGGAUUUUCUUAUCCAUCUGGGAUAAAACAGGUGGCGCUUAUAUUUUAUUGAACUCUUGUUGAAUCCACGCCACUCUACCAAAGUGGUUAGUGCUAGUCGGCUUCCCUUUGAGAACAUCCCCUGAGCUGUCUCUAUAGUCUAUAGUAAGUCUCCCUCCUUCCAUUGGUUCCCUUGUACCCACUUUCUAACCCUCACUUCCCAUAUCUUUACUCUCCUUUUUCCUUCCUGUUAUUACCCAUCCCUCCAUUCAAAUAUAAUUUAAUCCAAGUAUAAUUAAAGCAAUAUUAAAGUAAUAAAUUGUUAUUGAUUAAUUAUAAUUAUUAAUUCUUUAUAUUUUUUAUUUCUUUUAUUUAACAAUACAAAAACAGCCCAAAAAUUUAUUUGGGUACGGCCCCGUAAUUCUCAAAAUUAAUGGGAUAGAGAUCGAUACACAAUCACUUGCACAGCCUAAAGUAGGAAUCGCCAGAACGCAGAUGUUUUAUCUUUAUUUAAUAGACUGACUAAAAAGAGGUGACAAGUCUGUGAGUGCUGGAAGUAUUUGAAAUAUUUUGUAAGAUGCUUGGAUUUUAGUCCGCGUUUCAAUUUUUUGAUAUUAUUUUCUUUCUAAAAACUGACAUUUUCGAAAGAAAAAUAAAAAAUAGUAUAAAACAUGGAGUUUUACGUAUAUUUAAAAUGAUUUCAUAGAUGAACAAUAUAAAAUUUUGGCAUUUAAACAUGUAUAUCAUGCGACAAUAAAUAUGACAUAGGCGCACGGACUAGUUAGUGCGGCAUCUGCGACACAUCAAAGAUUCUAAUAGAUCUCUGAACUGGACUUUACAUUACCAACGCGGUCCUUACUCUGUCGGUGUUGUACAGGGUGGCCAGAUAAGGAUGCAAAGUGCUGUAUUUUGGAAACUAUUCGUCGUAGAGACUUGCGGUAAAAAAUAUUAUAAAUAAAGUGGUAAAAAUAAUACCGUGGAAAAUAUUUUUAGAUUUCCAAGAUGAUCGCCAGGGGGUGUAAUCGCCAUCUUAAACUUUUUAAGUGAUUUUUCACUGAAAUCUACCCAGUAAAUGUUACAAAAAAAUAAACGCUUUUUAAAGCUCAGCUCUACUCAAAUAAUUUUUGUUUAACACUUUGUGACGUAUCUAUUAAAAUAAAGUGGUGGGGGGUAAUUCAAUGUUUUUUAAAAUAAACAACUGUAACUCCUAAACGACUGAACGAAUUUUAAUAAACUUGGUCUCGUUGGAAAAAACGUUUAUUGCUACAUCAAAUCCGUCUUAUCUGUGAUAUAUCUAGUGCUUAGUAAUGCCGCUAGAGCGCGUUUUUUGAUCUAUUAAGAGAAAAUUGCAAAAUUCUCUAAAAAAUUAAAUGCAAUAAUAUGACUUUUUUUUUCAUAAAAAUGUAGUGAAAUGAUAGCUUAAUAGGCCAGUGAAAACCGCAUCUCGAUAUCUUAUUCGUAACCUGAAAUAUCGAAGAAAGAAUAUUUAGUUAUCAUAUAAUUUUAAUAAGACGCUAUUACACCGAUAUUUAUUGUUAUUUAUUUGUCUCUUUUCAAGGUUCAAUGAUAAGAUGUCUUAAUUUAAUAAUUUUUAAAUAAUUAAAAUAUUCUUUGUUCAAAAAAUUAAAAAAAAACGCGUAGGGGCAUAAUCAAUGCAUAUAAGUGCAAGGUAGGCAGAAUAUUGAAGAGGAGGCCAUGACGGAAAAAAGAAAUGCCUAAAAUUAACUUGUCAAUAAAUAUUAAAAUUAGGCAGUGCAAUUUGUGUUCGUUGCACACAUAAGUAAAGCGUUAAAACUAUUAAAAUGCCUUUUACUAAUGAUGAAGCUGUCGAUAUGAUUGCGGUAUAUUUUGAAUGUCUUCAAAAUGCGGCAUUGGCUCAAAGGGUAUACAGAGCUCAAUAUCCAAAUCGGCGUUUACGCGAUGCGGGAAUUUUUCCGCGUUUAGUGCGAAAUUUGCGUAAUACUGGCAGCUUUCGACCUCAGUUGCGAAGACACUCGGCUAGAACAAGGGAAGACAAUAUUAUUAAUGUCUUAGCAUACGUGGAAUUCAAUCCCCACGUUAGUAUCAGAGCAAUGUCUCAUUCACUCUAUUCUAAACAUUUUAAAGGAUCACAACUAAAUUUUUAUGUCACAAACAUAUGUGGGGUAUAAACGCAAAACGCGACAUGUCCAUUUUUCAACGAAAAUGACCUUCAUGUGCACCCAGAAAGUGUAUAAAUUUCUCUAUCUGCCACUAAUAUAUUUGCCUGCAAACCACGACAUUUACGCUUAUAAACGCUCGUUAAAAAUUUCGGUUAAACGCAAAAUGCGACAUCGCAACCUGCAUUUGAGAUGCAAAAUGCGACGUUGUCCACACGACCAAUCAGCGAGCAGCUUACUAACACCUGAUAAAUCGUAUGUUUUGGUAUAAACGUAUUAUUAUUUUUUUCUUUACAAGCAUGCAAGCACGAGGGUGAAAUUUGUUGAUAUUCUGUGCGUGUGUUUUCAUAAUUAUUAUAAAUAUAAUGGCCGAUAACAACAAGAAACUCUUGCCGGAUACCCAAAAUCGAGCUCGAAAAAGAUCUUUUCAACCACAAGAAUGGAAAAGGGAAAAAGCUAAAGUAGCAAGAUAUUGCGGCGUUCACUUUACAGUGUUACUAUUUUGCCAAGAGUUUGCAGACGGUAGCUCAGAAUUAUUGGAGGCUUGGGAUUGUUCGAAGGUUCACUUAUGACUGGCUAUUAAAGAAUAUAAUCUUAAUUAUAACUAUUAAAUAAGAGGGCGCCACUUAGUUUUUUUUUUAUAAAUGAAGAAAACUAAGAAAAACACUUGGUAUAUAGGUUUCAAUUAACAAUUAAACGACCCUGGAUAAAGUAGAUUUAAAGAGGCAAAAAAAAUAUCUUAACAAUACAACCAAAUUAUAUUUACAUCAAAGAUAUGUAUACACCUCAUGUUCUAAUCUGUUAAAUGUUAAUAAUUUAUUAUGAAUUAAAAUAUGAAUAAUGUUGAUAUGAUUAAAAAAAUAAGUUUGACAAAAGUAACAUUUAAAUUGUGAUUUCACUAUUAGGUAGAUUUCAGCACUUGAAAAAUAAAUUGCAAUUACUAAAGUUUCUAGUAAAUAUUUGUAUUACGCAGGGGAAAGUUCAUGAACCUUUUUACCUAAGGCAUAUCAGCCUUAACCGAGUUAUAUCUACUUAACUACUAAAAAAGGUACUGAAAAAUACUGAACAAAAAUAACUAAAAUUAUAGAUAAGAAAUUGACAUAUUAAAUUAUGAUAUUGAUUAAAUAUUUGUAGCAAUAAAUUUAAAUUAAAAGUAUAUUAAUAAAAAUUUAAAUAAGUGAGACAAAUCUAUGGUUAGUAAUAUUUAAAUAAAUGGAACAGACUGGCCUGUAUAUUCCUCCAAGAAAUGAACGGCUGGCCUUCAAAAUCGAGGCUGUGAAUGUAUGCCAUUUGUAGCUUAGCUAUCUGGACUGGGAAUCUCUAAUACUAGCUCUAACUCUGGCUCCAGCUCCACAGCUUACAGCAAUUUCUCGGGGAAAUCAAAAUCCUGCAGCCAUCAACAAAUGAAGAAGAACAAAGAGAAAAACGGAAAAGUAAAACCCUAAAACAAAUGUCAUUGUAUUCACUGUCGAUAAAAAUGAAGGGCGUUCAAAAUGUGACACACUCACCUUGCUAAGUUUCAUUAUCCAUCCAUCAAAAUCUCGGGCAUCCUGCACCAGAAUUAUAAAAUAAACAGUUCCCUAAAGAAACAAGAUUAAGGACUAUAAAUUAUAAACCAUAUUGGCCACUUCCUGCUUCACAAACUUCGGAAAUAAAAAACUGGCCUUUUACGUGCGCUUCUACCUGCGACACGGGAACAAGUCCUCGAAAAAUGGAUGCAGUACCGACUAAAUAAGUUACGACCCCACCUCUCGCCUGAGCUGUCAAUGUCAAUCCAAUCAGAGAAAACAUUAAUUAAGACCAACCAGAAGAGUGACGGACCGUCAACAGAAAGCAUGAAUAAUAAAACCAGGAGAGUGAUGCGUUACAGUAGUAAUGUGUCAUUGACAGUGUGAAUUUAAAGAAAUAUCGAUAAAAGAAGUUGACUGAAAUUAUUAAUAUAAUUAUUGAAAUUAAUGAAAUAUCAAUGGAGCGUUAGUGAAAAUAAGAGUAGAAAAAUAAAACGCUACAAUAUUCACCUAAAUCUUUACCAGAAUUUCCCAAAUGUGGACAUAGGGAAAGUAAUGGACCAUUUCUAUGCUAGCAUCUUACCAUGAACGAUAUGAAGGAGUUUUAUAGAAGUUUUUAUUCAAGCAAGCUGACCAAGAUGCAUUUCUUUUAAGAGUAGAGGACGUGCUGCUAGUAAGCCAAAAGCAGUGUCUUUAACCUAUAAGGUACGACAGCAAGACGGUAAAGCAGUUCAAGUAUGUAGGGAGGCAUUUCUGGGUAUCUUAGGAGUGAAAAAGGACAGAAUAUUGCGCCUGGUGAAAAAGUUUAUAAACACAGGAACAGCGCCAAAGGAGAAUCGUGGCGGUGAUCGUGUUAUGGGGAAAAACGAUGACAAAAAUGUUUGCAUGAAGACAUUCAUUGAAUCAUUAAGGUGCACCGAAAGUCACUAUUGCCGCUCUGAUAGUCCACUUCGUGUUUAUUUGCCUUGUGACUUAAACAUAAAAAAACUAUGGAAUGUCUACAACGAACAAGCUGAGCCUGAUCAAAAAGUGAAGCAGUGCUACUUUCGAAAAUAUUUUAAUAGGAAAUACAACGUUGGAUUCGGAACACCUCAAACAGAUCUUUGUUCAACCUGUCUUCAAUAUAAAGAAAAAAUUAGGAGAUGCACGGAUCCUAAGGAAAAGCAGUCAUUUAUUACAAAUCACAGAGUCCAUACUCUUCAAGCCAAAAGCUUCUUUGCUUUUCUCAAACAAAACUCCGAUGAAGUAGUAAAUAUUUCUUUUGACUGUCAAAAAAAUUUACCCCUACCGAAAUUACCCGAUCAGCAGGCCUAUUUUUCAAUGCAAAUUAACUUUUUUAAUUUUGGAGUUGUCAUAGACAAAGGUUUGUCAUUAACAAAAGAAAACGUGAGGUGUUAUACAUGGACAAAAGUCGAAAGACCCAAGAGCUCCAAUGAGAUUGCAUCUGCUAUUCAUCAUACUCUAAGUACGGAUGAGUUUAAAGCUACUAACAAAAUCAUUCGACUUUUCUGCGAUGGUUGUGGGGGGCAGAAUAAAAAUUCGAUUUUUAUCGGAAUGCUUUGCAACUGGUUUAAUUCCAAUGCGCCUCCGAACAUUGAAGAGAUACAAGUAUUUUUCCCUGUAGUAGGUCAUUCUUUUAUGCCACCUGACAGAGUUUUCGGCAAUAUCGAAAAAGUAGUCCGAAGAACUGCGGAGAUCCUAGAACCUUCUCAUUACGUGAACAUGAUAAAAGAUCGGGCAACAGUUUUUAAAAUGGGUGUAGAUUUUCAGGUUUUCGACUGGAAAACUGAAAUAAAAAAAACUUUAAAACCUACUACACAAUGGCACUUCAAAUUUAAACCAGCAAAAAGAUUCGUUCUAACCAAAAAUAAAUUAGGCACGGUUUUAGUCUGAGGCGAAGCAUUAUACAGGAGUGAUUUAGAACAAGCAAAAGGUAUUUGUAGAAAAGGGAAGCGAAUUGAAGCAGUAAGGCCUAAAACACUCCAAGUUGGACUGAGAAUAAAAGAAGAUAAAAUUAAAAGCAUUUCAAACUUAUUAAAGACUCACUACGGGGAUGAAUGGAAAAUCAAACAAAGCAUUAGGUUAUUUCAAAAAUAUUUUCGACAGCAAUGUAGAAAAUAAUUUUGAAAGGCAGGUUGAUGCCGAUGAGAAUGAAAUAAUAAGUGACGAAGAAAUUAAUAUCUAAAAAUAAGUUUUUGUAAAAGUUUUUUUUAUUUUAAUAAAGUUUUUCUAAGUGACUUGGUUUUUUUUCCUAAUAAAAAACGGGAGCUAAUAAUUUUAGUAAGUUGGGUUUAUCAUUGCUCUGCUCGAUUGUUGUGUGCAAAAUAAGACAUGUCCAAGCCUUAGUUUCAGAAUGCGACAUGUCCAAAAUAUAGCUCUAAAUUAAAAGAAGCCUAAUGAUUAUGCAUUCAUCAAAAUGGUAGGGUAGACAUAUUUAACAAUUCAGUUUUAAACAAUAAUUAAAACUUAUUUCAAUAAAGCAAUGAAAACCUCGAAAAAGGUUUUUUUUAGUUUUCUCAAAUUGUAAUCUAAUGGACAUGUCGCGUUUUGCAUUUAUACCCCACUUAUACAUAUUUCGCAAUGUGUUUUUUCAAAUUUUUAGACUGCGCCCAUAUCAUAUGGUUUUAUAUCAAACCUUGAAUCACGGAGACUUUGACCGAUGGUUAGAUUAUUGUCAUUUGGAUGUUGGGCAGCAUUAGGGAAAAUAAAGAAUUUUUAUCCGAAAUUCUUUGGACAGAUGAGGUCACUUUUAGGAGUGAUGGAAACAAUAAUUUGCAUAAUAUGCAUUAUUGGUGUGACAACAAUCCUCACUGGUUGCGGGAGGUCCAACAUCAAGGCCAUUGGAGUCUCAAUGUGUGGUGUGGCAUUCUGGGCGAAACUAGUAUAGGUCCCUAUUUCCUUGAUCAACCACUAAAUGGUGCCGUAUUUCUUGAUUUUCUGGGGAACCAUUUGCCUCUUUUAUUAGAAGAUAUACCCCUGCAAUUACGACAAAAUAUGUUUUUGCAACUAGACGGUUGUCCAGCACAUUUAUCAAGAAAUGUGCAAGAACAAGUAGAUUUAAGAUUUCAACAAAGGUGGAUUGGCCGAGAAAGUCUAUUUCAUUCCCAGACCUCACCUGUUUGGAAUUAUACCUACGGGGUCGGUUGAAAGAUAUUGUUUACCAAAUUGAACCAACAACUAGAGACGACAUGAAAAUAGGAAUAUAAAAAGCCAUUUACAGCCUAUCAAGAGCAGAAAUUGAAGCUGCUGUAAUGUGCACGCAUAAGCGGCUCCAACAAUGCAUUAAGUUUGAUGGAAGACAGUUCGAGCAUUUAAGGAGGCAUUACUUUUAUUUCAAAAUCAGUCAUUUUUGUUAUUAUUCCCAUACGCGUUUUUUUAAAAACUUUUUGAACAAAGAAUAUUUAAAAAUUAAUAAAUUAAAACAUUUUAUCAUUGAACCU